CUCAGCCACAGAAGCAGGGAACCGUUGGAAUACAGCAGCAUUUUCAGUUCGAUAUUUGGAUGUAUAAAUGAAGGAUUUAGAAAUGAUUUCGACAGUAUAUCUGUGUCUGAAAGCAUGUUUAGUAAUGGAGCAGCGAAUAAACUUAAAACGGUGGCUGCAUUUUUUAUUGUUUAGCCUGUUUUUUGACAUUUCGUUUGGAGAAGUCCGUUACGUCCUUCCAGAGGAGAUGCAGCUGAGGUCGGUUAUUGGGAAUGUCGCGCGGGAUCUGGGGCUGGAAGUGAGGGAGCUUGAUGCUCGUCGCGCCCGGGUUGUUGCAGAAGGAACCAGCCAGCUGUGUGAACUGGACACUGCGUCGGGCAAUCUUUUGAUCAGCCAACGAAUAGAUCGAGAGGAGCUCUGCGCGCAAGCCAGUGUCUGCAUCAUACAGUAUCAGCUCUUACUUGAAGAUCCCCUACAAGCAUACAGCUUGGUGUUAGAUAUUGAAGACAUAAACGACAACAGCCCAGUGUUUGCUGCAAGGGAGAUAAAUUUAGAUUUAGUCGAAUCCACAGUUCUCGGGAGGCGCUUUCCGUUGGAGAGCGCGCAUGACCCCGAUUUGGGCACGAAUUCAGUCCGUGAAUAUAAACUGAGCCCAAAUGAUCAUUUUGCGCUGGAAAUGAGUACCCAAAUAAACGGCAAUGCUUAUCCGGAACUGGUUCUUAAAAAGGCUCUGGAUCGAGAGGCACAAGCUGAACAUGUACUGAAAAUCAAUGGAAUUGACGGGGGAAAUCCAGUCAGAUCAGGAACUGCCUCUAUCCAUAUCCGUGUUUUGGACGCCAAUGAUAAUGUCCCAGUUUUUAGCCAACGAGUUUACAAAGCCUCUGUGCCAGAGAACUCGGCCAUAGGGACUGUCAUAGCAACGCUGAAUGCCACAGACUUAGAUGAAGGGGUUUAUGGAGAGAUAACAUACUCUUUCAGUCACCUGUCAGACAAGAUGGGAGGAGUUGUUGAAAUGAAUCCUCUCAGCGGAGAAGUUCGGGUGGCAGGUGUCAUUGACUAUGAAGAGGCUAGUAAGCACGAGCUGGAUGUGCAAGCUAAAGAUGGCGGUGGUCAGGCCUCUCACUGUAAACUUAUAAUUGACGUUAUUGACGUAAAUGACAAUAAACCCGUGAUAGAAGUAAAGUCAGCUUCGGCUAACGUGGCCGAAGACUGUAGACCAGGAACUAUGGUGGCACUGAUUAAUAUUUAUGACCUGGACACUGGAAAUAGUGGGCGCGUCACGUGUACAAUUUCAGACCAUGUUCCAUUUAAAUUUGUAUCAGAGGUCAAAAACUAUUACAUGUUAGUGACUGAUGGAAUACUAGACAGAGAACUUCAACCAGAGUAUAACAUCACAGUUACUGCCACCGAUGGGGGCUCUCCCUCACUCUCCAGUGUCAAAGUUUUAACAAUCGUGGUUAAUGACAUAAAUGACAACCCCCCGACUUUUACGCAGAACGAGUUCAAUGCCAACAUCUUGGAAAACCAACCCGUUGGCACGUUUGUGAUGAAAGUGAAAGCGGAGGACGUUGAUGACGCAUCUAAUGCUAAACUACUGUACUAUAUAUCGAAGGACACAAACUCAGAAGUGUCCUCUUUCCUUACCAUCAACUCAGAAACAGGCGAGCUCUUCACAUCACGACUCUUCGAUUAUGAACAGUCAGUUCACUUCCAAAUCAAGGUGACAGCUCGAGACGGAGGGGAUCCUCCACUCUCCACUACCUGCACUGUAAACGUUUUUAUUAAGGACCAAAAUGACAAUGCACCUGUUAUCUUAUACCCUGUUCAAACCACCGGGUUCAUUGCUGAGGAUAUGGUGCCACUUGAAGCGCCGAGAGGUUACUUGGUUACUAAGGUGGUAGCUGUGGACGCUGACUCUGGCCAUAACGCUUGGCUUUCAUACAGAAUAAUUAAAGCAACGCGACAUGACCUGUUUAUAGUCGGUCUGCAUACAGGAGAAAUUAGGACUGUGCGACCAUUCAUGGAGGACGAUGAACCAAAACAAAGUGUUGUAGUUUUAGUGACGGAUAACGGACCCGAAUCUCUCUCUGCCACUGCCACAGUCAGCGUAGUAAUUGGUGACGGGCUGCCAGUUUUACACGAACUCUUUGAGUUUGCGGAUGAAUCACAAGCAAGCGAUAACUUAACACUCUAUUUGAUUGUCGCUCUGUUAACCGUUUCCUCUCUUUUCAUCCUUUUAAUCAGCGGAGUGUUUUAUUUCAAGCUCUGUCGGCGUGGUUAUGUUUACCGUUCAACCACUGAUAGUCUCCCGGUUUUCCCCACGACCUACUGCCCCUCCACUUUGACAGAUUUUAGCCGUUGUGGGACCCUGCUGAAAGAUGAGCGGUAUGACUCCUUCUUGACCACUGGUUCUUGGAGGGGUGAUUUUCGUUUCGGGACAAAUACAGACACUGACACAUUGAAAAAAAGGAGUGCAGCCUAUCAAAAAAACACUCUUAGGCGUACCAGUACAGACAGAUCUAGUCUGAAGGUGAGGGCAGGUCCACCGCAUCCUUGUUACGUAGUCACAUGAGAGUCGGCCAUGACAAGCCAAAGCGUACUGUAAAUAUGUUGCAAAAUACUCCCCGUGAAGUUUAUUAAGUGUGGACCUUCUGACUGUCACUGUUGUAAUUGCAUUAAUUGUUUUAAUCAGGUUGUAUGGAAUCACUGCAACAGUAUAUCUUGCGGUUAUGUAUGUUUAAAAUGUGAACAUUUUUCCAGUAUUUCUGCAUGACUAUGUUGUCAAUGCAAUGUGUAAUUUCCUUGGAGUUUUGAAUAUAAUCUCAACCUCAUCACCUAAGACCUGACCUUGAACAUAAACGGCAAUAUUAUCCCUGUAGAAAGUCUAUGUUGUGGGAUAUUUUCAGAAACAGUGUCAUAGUGGCAUAAAUAAACUAAUUGUGCUGGUUCUGUUUUGUUAGCAAUUGUUUGCAGAUUGCAGCAGAAAGUUACUUGUGUUUACUUUGGUCAGGCUUGUUUUGUUUGCCUGUCUCUCUUCUUCUUCUAAGUCACUAGUUAGUAUGUCUCUCUCUCUGCCAGUUUAUCUUUGUCUUUUUCAGAAUUGCUUGGUUAUAAUAUUUCAUUCUUUUCCGAUUUAUUAUCUACAAAUAUGUUUACUCUGUUACUUUAGUGUGAUGCCAAAUGUGAGGUCCUGCACUUUUACACUUUUAUUUAUUCUCUAUUUUUAACUUGGAAUACAAUUCUGCCACGUUUUGAUAAUGGUGUUAUGUUUUCAAAAAAAAAUGAUUAAAAAAGAAUAAAAAAAGACUGUAAUAAGAUAGUAAAA
Thunnus maccoyii (southern bluefin tuna) is the source of this 3304-nucleotide messenger RNA. RefSeq names its product protocadherin gamma-A10. NCBI's taxonomy places the organism in Eukaryota, Metazoa, Chordata, Actinopteri, Scombriformes, Scombridae. Gene Ontology annotation, cellular component: plasma membrane. Gene Ontology annotation, molecular function: calcium ion binding. The coding region runs from base 68 to 2551 and encodes 827 amino acids. Gene Ontology annotation, biological process: homophilic cell-cell adhesion. The record is from RefSeq and is a predicted model, not a curated record. The transcript has a single exon.